UUUGCUGGCUGCUUUGCAGUUUGUUUCGUUUUUAUUUAUUAUUUUAAUAACAAUAAAACUACAAUGGGUAAAAGAUACUACUGCGAGUAUUGUGACAAAACUAUGGUGUCGGCUCCAGCAAUUGUUAGAACUCACAAUAAUGGUGUUUUACAUCAAAAGUUAGUGCGGGAACACUACCACCAAUACAAAGAUCCAGAAAUGAUAUUAUCAGAAGAGGCAUUCAAGAAGCCCUGUCUUAGGUUUCAAAAUGGGGAAUGCAAAUUUGGAGGCAUCUGCCGAUAUUCCCACUAUUCCAGGGAAGAAAUAGAUGCUCUUAGAGAGUAUGUUGCAUGCAAGAAGAAAAUGGACAGAAUCAAGCCUCCACCAUCGUUCCAUGACCUAUACCAAAAACUUCAAGAUGAAAAGGCUAAAUCCGAACCGGACAAUAAUACCACAGUAUUGUACGACAGCAAUGGCUUAACGCAUUCCCUUCCAUGGACUUACAACAAUUUAUUCGACAGCUACGGUGAAAAUCUGCCUCCAAGUCUUAAAAGGAUGAAAAUGGACGAUUUUAAAAGUGCUGAAUUUACAGAAUGGGGAUAACCCUGAUGACAACAAUUCUGCUAUCCAGUGUGACGGGCAAAUUCCGCGAGCCAUCUUAUGGUCUAUCCAUGAGACGUGAGAGAAACCCCAAGAUCAUAAUCAUAGUAGACUCCAGCAACUACAGAAAAUACGACUACAAAAUGCGCAACAUUGCCCGAACCUUGAACGCCAUAGAGGAAGACAAACAAGAACGGAAAAAAGCGGCAUUGGUCAGAAAACAGCACAAACAAAGAAUGAAGGAAAUCAACGAAUUCAUGAAGGAUCAUAUGAUGACCACCCUGUAUUUUUACAAGGAAAUGAAAAGGAUUAAAGAGCAGCGCAGCGUGAAAGGGCCCUUAAGGAAUAUGAUAGAGUGGCUAGAAUUGCCUGGACGUGAGAAAGAGAAGAAAGAAGUUCUCGAUUGCUAUAUAGAGAUGAGGAAAAGGAAGGCUAAGGAGCCUGGAGAUAUUUGGAAGCAGUAUGAUACGAAUAAUC
Messenger RNA from Ostrinia furnacalis (Asian corn borer), 1056 nucleotides. Its product is annotated as zinc finger matrin-type protein 5. The record is from RefSeq and is a predicted model, not a curated record. Gene Ontology annotation, molecular function: zinc ion binding. The transcript has 4 exons. Lineage: Eukaryota; Metazoa; Arthropoda; Insecta; Lepidoptera; Crambidae. Gene Ontology annotation, cellular component: U12-type spliceosomal complex. Bases 64 to 582 code for a protein of 172 amino acids.